AUGGAAAAGGCAACCAAGAUAUCACCGAGCAUUUCUCAAGAGAUGUCCUCUGCCAAAAAAGGCGUCAUUGUGGACAGUCAUGCCGACAUUGGCUUGAAAUAUCUUGUCGAGAAUGGGACAGUCGACUUUCUGCCCGAAGAGGAGUGUGGUGUUCGAUGGAAAAUCGACCUCCACUUUCUUCCAAUCCUAGCAAUUUCAUUUGGUCUUCAAUACCUUGACAAGGUCACAAUUAGCUACGCGGCUGUUUACAAUAUGCGCGAGGAUCUCAACCUCGUUGGCCAGGAGUAUAGCUGGGCCAACUCGCUCUUCUACUUUGGCUACCUGGUCGGGGAGUUUCCCGCCAACUACCUCAUGCAUAAGCUACCUAUUGGUAAAUUUGCGGCAAUUAAUACCCUGGUAUGGGGCGUCUUGGUUAUGCUCUGCGCAGUUGUCAAGAACUUCGCGGGACUAGCGGCGCUGAGGUUCUUGAUGGGCGUCUUUGAGGCAUGCAUCGGACCCUGCUGGGUGCAGCUCACUGGCAUGUUCUACAAGGCCGAUGAACAAGGCGCAAGGGUAGCCAUUUGGUAUUCGAUGGUUGGAUUUGCGGCCAUAAUUGGCGGGCUCAUGUCAUACGGGAUUGGCCAUAUCAAGUCCAUCGCUGUUUCUGAGUGGCAGUUCGUCUUCUUGGUCUGCGGCGGCUUUACCGUUUUAUGGGCUUUUGUCAUUUGGUUUUUCCUCCCUGAAUCGCCAGCUGAUGCCAAGUUUCUCUCCCAACGUGAGAAGUCAAUCGCCGUGGAGCGGUUGAGGUCGAACCGAACUGGGCUAAAAGCCACCAAGUUCAAAUGGUCCCAGGCUUUGGAGGCCCUGAAAGAUCCCCAAUGCUGGUUGUUUGCUUUUUGGACCGGAGUCAGCAACAUACUCAACAUCGGAGGCUCAUUUCUCCCCUUGAUCAUCCAAAACAUGGGCUUCACUGGCCUGACUACUACGCUGCUGACCCUCCCUGUCGGCGGUGUCGAGAUUGUCGCUAUGGCAGCUGCUGCUAUUCUGUCCAGCAGCUUUACGCCAAAUGGACGUACCCCUAUCAUGUUUCUCAUCGCCACUCCCACACUUGUGGGCACUAUCAUUCUUCUCGUCUGCCCACAAUCUUCUACUUGGGCUCGUUGCGCUGCUGUCUGGCUUCUGCUUUGCAUACCAGCUGCGUAUGCAUUGUUGCUUAGCUUGAUUACUACAAAUGUUGCUGGUACAUCCAAAAAGGCCACUACAACGCUCAUGGUAUUUGUCUUCUUUUGUAUUGGUAAUAUUGUAUCUCCCCAGUUAUUCCGUGCUCCCGAGGCACCAGAAUAUGGGACUGCGUUGAGAUCGCUGGUUGUUUCGGCAGUCUUGGUGCAACUCUUGACAAUUGCUUUGGGGCUGUACUAUUUCUUUCAGAACAUACGCCGUGACAAACUUGUUGCAAACUUGUCAGAGGCUGAACUGGCGGAGAGCACGAUUGAGAACGAGGAAUUCUUGGACAGGACUGAUCAGGAGGACUGGAUACGAUUCCGAUAUAGGUGGUAA
This is a messenger RNA of Ilyonectria robusta, 1536 nucleotides long. RefSeq names its product major facilitator superfamily domain-containing protein. The transcript is spliced from 3 exons. NCBI's taxonomy places the organism in Eukaryota, Fungi, Ascomycota, Sordariomycetes, Hypocreales, Nectriaceae. The coding region runs from base 1 to 1536 and encodes 511 amino acids. Gene Ontology annotation, cellular component: membrane. The record is from RefSeq and is a predicted model, not a curated record. Gene Ontology annotation, molecular function: transmembrane transporter activity. Gene Ontology annotation, biological process: transmembrane transport.